CAGGACUUGCUGUUAUUACGAAAGGAGAAGUGGAGUCCCUAGUUACGAAAGAGUGACUGGAAGUGUCCUUUUUCUGAAGGUGGAGAAUUUAGGUUUCGCUUUUUGCCUAUUCUCACAAGGCUCAAGACGACUAAAGAGAAGUUAACAUCGUUUUUGAAUACCUUUUAACCGGUAAUCCGAUCCGCGACAUGCACGCACACAGGGAGCUAAACGGUAAUUACCCCACAGGUGGGCAAAGCCCCGGUGAAAAAGAGAUGGAACCACCCCCGGCAAACGCUGCAAUCGCCAUGUAUAAUCAAAGUCCUGCGGCGUCACGACUGUCAAGUAGUCUACUGACGCUGCCUGAAGAGUUACCGGCUUUCUGUGCGUCCACCCACGGCAUGCUCGUGAGGAACCCGGGGUUACUGAAUUCACGGGCCGGUUCUCCUUAUUAUUCGGUGACACACAUCGGUAAUCUUAACAAUAAACCGAAGAAACAUGCGAUCCAAACAUGGCAGAAAUGCUUCGCAGAUUCCAUAGCCGUCUGUCCAAUGGGCAGUGGUGCCAGUAGACUCUACAGCUCCCUAGUCAACAACAGCACCACUACCACCCCGCUGGCCCAUCACCAGGACCCCCAGCACCCCUCCUCCUCACAGGGGUGUCACUCUCCCCCGGACCCCCUGGAGCUGCUGAGGGAGUGUGAGGAGGCUCUACGGGACAGGCCUCCUCGCCUCCUCAGAGCCUUCAUCUCCCCCGGGGAGGUGGACAGGGAGGAAGUGGACAACAGUGCCACCCAGAGGACCAUCAGGGUUAUGCAGUGGAACAUACUGGCUCAAGCUCUAGGUGAAGGGAUGGACAGUUUCGUCAACUGUCCCCUGGAAGCCCUGAACUGGGCGGAGCGUAAAUACCUCAUCCUAGAAGAGAUCCUCACCUACCGACCUCACAUCCUGUGUCUACAGGAAGUCGACCACUACUACGACACCUUCCAGCCAAUCCUGGCCGGCCUGGGUUACCGCGGCAACUUCUGCCCCAAGCCCUGGUCUCCAUGUUUGGAUGUGGAGGGCAACAACGGACCGGAUGGCUGUGCUCUGUUCUAUGAUGAAGCCCGGUUUGACUUGGUGGAUAGUGUGAAUGUCCGGCUGUGUGCUGUUUUAAUACCCACCAACCAGGUGGCGGUCGUCACGACGCUGUGUUGCAGGGUGACAGGCCGGCAGCUGUGUGUUGCCGUGACGCACCUCAAAGCCCGGAGCGGCUGGGAAUGUCUCCGUAGUGCCCAGGGUUCCGACCUUCUCCGGAACCUCACCACCCUCACCCAAUCACCAGGGGGUCCUUCGGGUCCCACAGGCAUCGCCCCAGACACCCCUCUCCUUGUCUGCGGGGACUUCAACGCUGUGCCUUCCGAGGACGUCUACCAACGUUUCGCCUCGUCACCGUUGAUCCUUGACUCGGCCUAUAAACGGUUAAGCCGGGACGGGCUUUCGGAACCGGCCUACACCACGUGGAAGAUCCGGCCGACGGGAGAAUGUUGUACCACGUUGGAUUAUAUCUGGUACUCUAGAGAAGCGUUCAGCGUGGACGCUGUGUUGGAUAUGCCGACAGAGGAACAGAUUGGCCCUAACAGGCUUCCGUCGUACAACUACCCCUCCGAUCACCUCUCGCUGGUGUGUGACUUCAGCUUUAAAAAGCAGGAGGAGGAUCACAUGGACACUUUUGAUUGACAAUUCAAUGGAUGGAGUGACGGAACAGAAGCACCAUUAUCCCUCCGAGUCCAUCUCUCUGGGGUAUGAUGACUGGAGAACAGGAGGGAGGAGACUAUCCGCUUGGUGUGAGCUUACUUUUCAUGGACUAAAACACUCUGAAUGAAGGAGAGACUGAGAGGAAUAGACUGCUGAAACUAGGCUCUAUGGUGCCUGUCUACAGUAGAGGUGCUGUUGUACCUCUGACACUGAGGAUUGCACCCUGCCUGCUGUUUGUACUAUUCAACUCAACUUGUCCUCGGCAGCGACGCUCCCCGUCCAACCUGACAGAGCUUGAGAGGAUCUGCAGAGAAGAAACUCCCCAAAUAGGUGUGCCAAGCUUGUAGCGUCAUACUCAAGGCUGUAAUCGCUGCCAAAGGUGCUUCAACGAAGUAAUGAGUCUGAAUACUUAUGGAAUUAUGUAAUAAAUUUGCAAAAAAUGUCUUAACCUGUUUUUGCUUUGUCAUUACAGGGUAUUGUGUGUAGAUUGAUGAAAGAAAAGUAAUACAUUUUAGAAUAAUGUAACGGUGUCUGAAUACACGUGGGUAUAUGUCCUUUUCUGGUCUAAUACUGGUCAGGUGUGUCAUUAAUGCCUACUGAUACUUGUACCAGGGCCAUGUUCAGUACAAAAACGUUAUUGAACGUUGCAGAUAGAAAUACCACUAAAUAGAGCCAAUGUGAUUCCUUAUUGUAUACGUCAGAGAUGCACGUUUGUUCUACAUAGCAUAUUUCUAUCUGAACGUACCCCUGGUCAGCGUACCACCACGGUACAUUGAAUUUGUAAUAAAGUAUCUAAAUGUAUUUUAUCCAAAGCGAACUUACAGUAGUGUGUGGCCCCAGCGGGAAACUCAUGUACUACCAACUGACCUACACGCAGACUGUUAUUUCCUGUCCAUGAGCAUCAGUCCCAGGAUAACAUGCAGACUGUUAUUUCCUGUCCAUGAGCAUCAGUCCCAGGAUAACAUGCAAACUGUUAUUUCCUGUCCAUGAGCAUCAGUCCCAGGAUAACAUGCAAACUGUUAUUUCCUGUCCAUGAGCAUCAGUCCCAGGAUAACAUGCAGACUGUUAUUUCCUGUCCAUGAGCAUCAGUCCCAGGAUAACAUGCAGGACAGUAGUUUUAUAUUCAAGCUGUAAGCCUUUGUGCAAUAAAAUAAUCUGCCAUUCU
This is a messenger RNA of Salvelinus fontinalis (brook trout), 2880 nucleotides long. RefSeq names its product nocturnin-like. Gene Ontology annotation, biological process: circadian rhythm. The transcript is spliced from 4 exons. Lineage: Eukaryota; Metazoa; Chordata; Actinopteri; Salmoniformes; Salmonidae. The record is from RefSeq and is a predicted model, not a curated record. Bases 189 to 1697 code for a protein of 502 amino acids. Gene Ontology annotation, molecular function: poly(A)-specific ribonuclease activity.